This is a messenger RNA of Apodemus sylvaticus (European woodmouse), 687 nucleotides long. Its product is annotated as rhox homeobox family member 2-like. Lineage: Eukaryota; Metazoa; Chordata; Mammalia; Rodentia; Muridae. Gene Ontology annotation, molecular function: DNA binding. The transcript has 4 exons. The record is from RefSeq and is a predicted model, not a curated record. The coding region runs from base 1 to 687 and encodes 228 amino acids.
AUGGAGACUCCUCAAGACAGCUGCCAACCUUUCCAAAGGCCUCUGAGUAUGGGAGCCGAGGGGGACCAGGAACAACACCAUGGUGGGAAUGCGGUGGUCUCCCGGGCUGGAGAGGAAGGAGGAGACAAGAAAGGGCUUGUGCUGAGCUGGCUUGCUCAGGGUGGGCUUGAUCAGGGCCAAUGCGCUGAGGGCGAGGUCCCUGGAGGCAAGCUUGCUCAAGAAGAGCCUGCCCAGUGCAGUGUCACUCAGGAAGCCGCAGGAGUAGGAGAGGAGGGAGGAAAGAAGGAAGAAGAAAUGGAAGGAAGGCAUGAUGGCGACGGGGCUUCUAGCUCAGAGGAUGACAUGAUGGAGCAAGAAGGUGUCCAAAACAGGAGCGAUCACCAACUGCCUCAGGGAGAGGCAGCCAUUCCUGAGGGCAGCAGAAAUCAAGCAGCUGGGAUCAGGCCGGCUCACCAAAGAUACAGCCGCUCCAGGUUCACCCAGUCUCAGCUGCGUGACCUGGAGCGCCUUUUCCGAGAGACUCGCUUCCCCACCUUGCGAGUAAGGAGAGACCUUGCACGCUGGAUGGGUGUGGAUGAAUGUGAUGUGCAGAAUUGGUUUCGAAUGAGGAGAUGCCUUUUCCAGCGCAACAGGAGACGAAUAAUGCUCCGCGAACUGCCAGGGAUUCCUGAGAGCGACUCUCCCUGA